CCCAAUUACCCUCUUUCCCUGCAGCUAUCAAGAAUAUUACACCAGCUUUUAUGACUGUUGAGUGAAUACAGGGGGAGCGCUUUGGCAGCGCAUCAACCUCGUGGUCCAGCAAAGCAAAAGCGCAUUUGCUUGGUGCGAUUGAUGGCUCUCUUUUCACGUUGUUUCACGUGCAUCACAUGGUUCUCGUGGCAGUGGCCGCACUUGCAGGAGUUGCUGCUAUGCCGCUGCGAAUUCCGAAACUUAAAGUGCCGCAUCCAAGCUCAACUUUGAGUUCAAGCGUUGUUGCCAAUUGUGACAAGUGCCUUUCAGGAGGACGGGCGUCCCCGGGGCCCUUGAAGAUUGAGGGGUUCAAGAAAUAGUUUAGAUGUUGGUGCUUCAGCAUGUGGGGGUGUUCGUGUCAUGGAAGAUGUUUCUGUAGGAAAUGACGUCUCCACUGUGAUACAGUGCGUCGAGGACUUGAUCGACUUUCUGGGGCAAGCAUAUGCAAAUGUGCGCACAUCCUCUGCAGUCAGUGAACAAGUCUCCGAGGAUUUAAGAGAAGGAAUCCGCUUCCUCCAACAACUUCCAAUUGUUGAGACUGGCCAAGACGCAGAUAGGACAGACAAAGGAGCCAGUGCCGGCCCCGCCGCCCGAUUGCUAAGAAGUGCCCAGAGCUCGUUGGACGCACUCUUGAGCGACGCUCAAGCCACCAGAACCAGAAGUCUCGGCAAGAAGGUCUCCGUCGGCAGCAGCCAUGCGAGCCCCUUACCCGCCUCAUCAGCGGCUCAACCGCGGGUGGCUCCUGGCUUGCCUGGGAAGGGCGUGCAUGCUGCUGGCCCUGGGCCUCCUCAUGCUCUCCCUUUGGCUGCUCAGCGUCCAGCAGGCCAAGCGGGGCAGCGUGCACCAGUUUCCGGACCUGCUGCUCCUGGCGGCCCCCGUCCUGGUCGUCCUCUUCCUGUGGCUCCAGCUGGUGCGAAAACCCUUCCGAAGGGGGGUCCUGUCGGCUCGGGGGCAGCCCCCCCGGAACCCCCUCGCAGCGGCGGCCUCCGCAGCAAUCGCAAUUCUGUAGAGUUAAGCAGCAGCGAAAAAGGUCCGGGUAAACGGUCAGUUGAAAGACUUACACCCGGGGACUUGUACGUUGCGAGGGGGGGUGCCGAACAGGGGGGUGCUGUGGUCCAGCAGACGUCGGUCUUUGAGAAGGAAGGCGCAGGCGGCGCCUCUUCUGGGGUUCGCUUUCCCGCCAUCGAGGCAUUGCGCUUGCCCACUUCCUUUCGGAGGGCGCUCAGUAGGUUCCACACGAGGGUUGCAGAGAAGGGUGGAGAAGGGGCCUUCGGCGAUGUUAGCCGGGCGGGUGCUAGCAUCGAGAUUGAUGCACCUUCACCGGGGCUUCCCUUAGUAGAGCCGCUUACUGCAACCAGUUACGCUUCUCAACCAAGGCGUACAGGUACUGUGUCAGCAGACGGAAGUGCGGGUGAAAGGGCGCGCUUCCGAUUUCUUAAGCGCCUGGAGCAAGGAACAGACGCGGAAGGUCGUCCUAACGUUUCUACAGCCACGUUGCUUGAAGCGGCUGAUUUUUCGCCUGUGGGACUCGCCUCCAAGGCAGUCCAAAACUCGGAAACUGAAGAUGCGGUGUUCACCCUGCUAAGAGCGCAGUUGGCGCUCCUUACAAGCUUUGAAGGGAAGGAGAUCUGGCAAGCCGUGGCACCAGGGAGCAGCCACGUGGCCAGGCAUCGCAACCGGUGCCUUCGAGCCCUCCUCAGCGGACUAGAAACCCCCAACGCAACGGAUCCUUGUACCAACGUCCCCCAAAAGCGAGUGCCGUUUACGAGCGCCCGCAACAACACAAUUCAGACAGGGCUCGAGCCGGCCAGCGAAAGCCGUUACGUUUUGGGAGAAAUGCACGAAGCCUGCGCACCCUCUAACGUGCACUUGUGGCUUCCGCCCAUUUGUUGGACAGCUGUAGAGAUCAGCCCUGAGAACCUCCGCCAGAGCGCUGCGGAAGUCGACGUCGUCCCCGCAACCGGCGGCAAAAUCCGCGCUAUCACAUGUUCGUCUGCCAAGCAUAUGUCGGCCCUAGCGCACUUGAGCCACUCCAUCGAGUGUACGGUCCUGCGGUGCUACUUGGAAGCAGUCCUGGUGGCACCGCUCGUACAAACAUCUUCCGACCAGUUAGAGGUCACAAACUCUUUCCUUGCCCGCUGCCGACUCGCCUACACUCUUCUUUGCACUGAAGGUCGCGGCGCGCUGGCAAUCUCUCAUAGGGAUUGGCAAUGAAAGCCAAUCGAGGGGUUUCAGUGGUGGAUUGUUAUUCGCAGUCACUAGGAACCAAAUUCGUAAAUUUCGGCACAGCAGUUCUACGAUAGAAAAAGUGUCCUUCACGAUUCAGCGAUAAUGUCACCUUGAUUGUCAGGGCAAUUGUGCAGGUUCGCACUUGGCCGCCUCCGUUUGGUCUACAACAUUGGAUAGGGAAUUCUGUUGUGCGUCUCUAGUUGUCUGCCAGUUGAGCAUUCUGACGUGUGUCACUCCGGCAUUUGUAUUGACCAUG
Molecule: messenger RNA, 2524 nt
Organism: Klebsormidium nitens
Lineage: Eukaryota; Viridiplantae; Streptophyta; Klebsormidiophyceae; Klebsormidiales; Klebsormidiaceae
Source: the annotation of a GenBank genome assembly